AUGGGUACACCUCUUUCCAAUGGAGCUUUUUUAGUCGGUGGCGUGCUUAGUGGUUUUGGUCUUCUUUACACUCUUUAUUCAGUUGGCCGUCCGUCCGGUACUGGUUCAAGUCACCAACAAGCGAAUGCUAAUUCCCAAAGAGGAUCGUCGAACUCACAGCAGGGUGUUGAGAAUCCUUUCGACACUGAUGCUCCGGAAGCGCAAAACUUGCUUCAUUUACUAAACUCCAUUGCCGAUGAUCAGGCACGAAAAGAAGGCUAUGUACACAGGGGAAUAACUUGUAGCCAUUGUCGAGCUUCACCAAUUAGAGGUAUUCGCUAUAAAUGUGCGAACUGUGCCGAUUAUGACCUUUGCGAGAGCUGCGAGGCUCAUCAGGUACAUUUAAGGACACAUACGUUCUUGAAAAUUAAAAUUCCAAUUGCACCUCUGGCAAACCCUCGAUCGGCUUUGUUGAACGUGUUCUAUCCAGGUCGUCCACUCGAUCUGCCCGCGUUGAGUCGCGAUAAAUUGCGCGAGCUACAGAGGAAGACUCACUUCGACCAGGUGGAACUGGAGGCACUUUACGAACAAUUUAGGUCGAUUGCAACAGUUCCCAAGGAUGGCGGCGGGAUUGACAGGAAGACUUUUGACCAAUGUCUUGGACCUUUGGGUCUUGAGAAAAAUCUUAUUACUGAUAGGAUUUUUAAGUUUUUUGAUCAAGACGGAAAUGGCAUUAUUAACUUUAGUGAAUUAGUAUGCGGUCUGUCCAUUCUAUGCAAAGGAAAUCUCGAAGAGAAAAUGAAAUGCGCGUUCAAAGGCUAUGAUCUUGAUGAUGAUGGCAAGAUUUCGAAGCAAGAGCUUCAGAAAAUUUUCAAGGCAUAUUUCCAUCUAUCGACCGAGCUUGUGCGUGAUGUUGUUAAGGCUAUGGAAGAAGAAUUAAUGGAAUCGUACGAAUCUUCUCCUGCACAACCUGUGGCUGCUGCUUUCAAUGCUGCCGUACCACCUGAUAGCAAUGCACAUUAUACCGCAGUAAAGACUGCCAAUCUGGAGGAUUUGCCAACGAUCGAAUGGGAGCCAAGAGUGCCUGUCAAUGAAUGUUUAAGUCCAGAAGCCAUCGAAGAACUUGUUGAGAAGGUGUUUCAAAGCGUAAACACGAAAGGCGAUAACUAUAUUGAUUGGGAAGAAUUCAGAGAUUAUGUACAGACGGAUACAUCAAUUGUGGCAUGGUUCGAAGCGUUGGGCAGUGUAUUUUGA
Paraglomus occultum is the source of this 1233-nucleotide messenger RNA. The record is from the annotation of a GenBank genome assembly. Lineage: Eukaryota; Fungi; Glomeromycota; Glomeromycetes; Paraglomerales; Paraglomeraceae.